This is a messenger RNA of Vitis riparia (riverbank grape), 444 nucleotides long. RefSeq lists its product as uncharacterized. The transcript has 3 exons. The record is from RefSeq and is a predicted model, not a curated record. NCBI's taxonomy places the organism in Eukaryota, Viridiplantae, Streptophyta, Magnoliopsida, Vitales, Vitaceae. The coding region runs from base 1 to 444 and encodes 147 amino acids.
AUGGUGAACCGCUUAAGAGGAAGCCAUUACACGUUCGCCACAUCAACCUCGCCAAAGAUGAGGGCCUAUGCUCCCACUGCCGACUUCGGCAACGUCCAACACAGUGAGCUAAGGGGAAUGAAAGGGGAUUUUGUACCUGUAUACGUGGCGAUGGGGAUGAUAGCGAUGUCAGUGACGCUUGGGCUUUGCACGGCGAUGCACGAGCUGAUGUAUUGCCCGGCGGUGCACUUAAGGAAGAGCAGGAGGGAGACUCUGCCGGAGGUGGAGGACCCUGAUACUGUAGUUGAUGAGGGUGACAAGUUCGUCAAAAAAUCCUUGCUUAGAAAGGUGGCCCACGUCCAGAAGCUUGAACUUGUCCCUCAUCCCAUCGAAGAAGACCCUCUCGCACGGCCGCCGCGCGCAGUGACACUCAAGUCAGUGGGCAUAGAUCCAAAAAGCCACUAA